AUGAUUUCCAACAGCACCUCGUCGGACGGCGAUCGCUUCGCCGCGUGCUGGCGAUAUCAGGAAUGCGGCGACUGCAUCUACUCACCUCACGGCUGUGGAUGGUGCGCCGUCAGCCAGAGCUGCGUCCCCGCGAAGAACCUCUUGGAACCCAUCUCCAACGCAGCCAUCUGUCCUCUGUGGUCCGAGAGAUGGGAAUUGCGAACAGGCGCACUCGGAUGCGCAUGUUCGACUACCACAUUACUGAGCGUCGUCAUCACCGUGAUCGCGACUAUCGUCGGUCUGGCUGUCCUCUGCGGGCUAGGGCUGGCUGUUAGCCGCAUUAAUCCUUUCCUGGGUACGGGACAGGUCACAGGAACUGAGCUCGAGAUGAAAGGAGACGGCACGCGACAUGAGAAGCAAUGGGUGCGGGAUACCUGGCCGAAAUGGCUGUACAGACAGUUCGCAAGGCCGGAUUUGAAUAAGCACAGCGAACAGGAAGAGAUCACAGAGCGCUCCAGAUUGCUUGGAUGA
Molecule: messenger RNA, 510 nt
Organism: Lecanosticta acicola
Lineage: Eukaryota; Fungi; Ascomycota; Dothideomycetes; Mycosphaerellales; Mycosphaerellaceae
Source: the annotation of a GenBank genome assembly